This is a messenger RNA of Microthlaspi erraticum, 1458 nucleotides long. NCBI's taxonomy places the organism in Eukaryota, Viridiplantae, Streptophyta, Magnoliopsida, Brassicales, Brassicaceae. The record is from the annotation of a GenBank genome assembly.
AUGGACGAUUCAAGCACAAGAAGCCAAAAGAAGAAGAAGAAGCUUCAAAGAGACAACAACAACAACAGCAAAACCAUUAAUCCAAAGAACAAGAACAACAUCCCAACUGUUUGGUUCUCGCUCAAGAAAUCUCUCCACUGUAAAUCCGAACCAUCCGAUGUCCACGACCCCAAAUCCACAAAACACCUCUCCUCAAUCUCCACCAAGAGAAUCUCCGGCGGUGUCAACGCCGGCAUCGCCGCCGGAGUAGGAUGCGGCGGUGGCUUAUCCGGAUGUUCAAGAUCGAUAGCGAAUCUCAAAGACGUAAUCCACGGAAGCAAACGGCAUUUCGAGAAGCCGCCGAUAAGUAGUCCUCGUUCUAUCGGAAGCAACGAGUUUCUCAAUCCCAUAACUCACGAAGUUAUCCUCAGUAACUCGACUUGCGAGCUCAAGAUCACCGGCGUCGGAGACAUGACUUCACCGCUCGGAGCAGCGGAAUCCGGCAGUGGCGGAGGAGGAAACGGAAACGGUCGUUCCACCACGUUUGUGGGGAUGUUGAGGCCAGGAACGCCGAUGCAUUAUCUAAAUCACUCGGCUUCUUACCGGAGCCAAGCGUCGUCGACGCCGCCGGGAAGAAAGGGCUCGUUUAAUUCGUCGGAGAGAGACGGAAGAGGAGGAGGAGGAGAAACGUUAGGGUUUCACACAAACCGGAGAGUUUCUCUGGAGAUGAACAGAGAUUCAGCUACUAAUGGUGGCAAUUCCUCUGUUUCUUGCCAUAAAUGUGGUGAACAGUUUAAUAAACUCGAAGCUGCAGAAGCUCAUCAUCUCUCCAAACACGCCGUGACGGAGCUAGUGGAAGGCGAUUCGUCGAGAAAGAUCGUGGAGAUAAUCUGCAGAACGAGCUGGUUAAAGUCAGAGAACCAAUGCGGAAGAAUCGACCGGGUCUUGAAAGUGCACAACAUGCAGAAAACGCUGGCUCGGUUCGAGGAAUACAGAGAGACGGUGAAGAUCAGAGCGAGCAAGCUCUCGAAGAAGCACCCGAGAUGUCUCGCCGACGGGAACGAGCUUCUCAGGUUCCACGGAACAACAGUCGCUUGCGGUUUAGGGAUAAACGGGUCGACGAGUCUCUGCACGGCGGAAAAAUGCUGCGUCUGCCGGAUUAUACGGAACGGGUUCUCGGCGAAACGGGAGAAGAACAACGGGAUUGGGGUUUUCACGGCGUCGACGAGCGGGAGAGCGUUUGAGUCGAUAUUGGUCAACGGGGAUGUUGAUCGGACGGUGAGGAAAGUGUUGAUUGUGUGUAGGGUGAUCGCCGGGAGAGUGCAUCGGCCGGUGGAGAAUGUGGAGGAGAUGAAUGGGUUGAUGAGUGGGUUUGAUUCAUUGGCCGGGAAAGUUGGGUUGUAUACAAAUGUGGAGGAGCUUUAUUUGCUUAAUCCUAGAGCUUUGCUUCCUUGCUUUGUGGUAAUAUGCAGAUCCUAG